GCAAAUCCCGUGAACAGUUAUCCAAACUCAUCUCCUCCUCGAUAUAAGACAACGGAGUUGAGCGUUCCUCAGCUAGGUUUCCUGUUACCUUUUUUUAGUGAAACCGGUGUUUUUAAACACAACACAUUAUUGAACAAUAAUAAUUAUGCCUCAAUUCCUUAAAAGGGAAUCUGUUCAAUUCUUGGCAUUAUGUUAGAAAUGCCUAUAUGGACUUUCCUGACCUGCAAAAUGCCAGUUUUAGAUUUUGGUUAGUCGUUUUACUGGGCCUGUGAACAUUACAGGGACACUCCGUUUAUAGAGCCCACAAGCUGUUUUGAGAGACCGAGACUGCUGGCCUAUUUUGGUUCCAUGCAGAAUUGUUCCUGUGACCUGUUUCCGGAGAUUUUGGAGACAAAUGUUGUAGCCAUGUACAAACAAGAAAUGGCCUGUCCUGAAUGGCGCAAUGGUGUACAUUUUAACAUCUGUUCUGAGUCUGUCCCAAUCAUAAUCUGCUCUUACUAAACAGUGGAAUUUUCUUUGUAAGAGCAGAAUUUGGUAAUCUGUACUUGGUCUUCAACCAGGACAGGAAAUGUUUUAAUUUCAGCUCAGAUAAACAAGACUUUGUUUAAUUGUUUGUAAAUGCAAUUAUAAUAAUUUUUGGUUAAGUCUCUGCAGAUUCAUCAAUGGAAUAUUGGAUGAAAAAAAGCGAGUAUGAGCAGCUGAACUAUGCCCGGCAACUGAAAGAGCGACUGGAGGCAUUCACACAGGACUUCUUACCCCACAUGAAGGAGGAGGAAGAGGUGUUCCAGCCCAUGCUGAUGCAGUACUUCACCUAUGAGGAGCUGAAAGACCUCAAGAAGCAGGUGAUGGCACAGCACUGUAGCCAGCAGCGAUGGGACUGUGCAGCCGAAGUGCUGAAGGGGCUCAGUCUGUGGAGCCAGGCAGAGGAGCUGCACAAGGCCUUCAAGUAUGCUGACCAUGAGAAGACUGACGAACUAGAGAAAGAGCUGUGCUCCACCCACAUCUCCCAGCUACCUACAGAGAUCCUGCUGCAUCUGUUCCGCUACCUGGGUCCUGAGGACCUGUGUCACUGUGGCCAGGUGUCCUCAGCCUGGUCCGACCUGGCCAAGACCGGCUCUCUGUGGAGGCAUCUCUACCCUGUACGCUGGGCCAGAGGGGAUCACUAUCGUGGCCCCCCAGCUGAUCUGAAUCAGGAACCGGAGGAGGAGUGGGUGAAGAGUCUGCAGGAUGAGGGCAAGGCCUACCAGGAGUGGGAUGAGGAUGCAGAUGUGGAUGAGUCUGAUGAGACUUGUGAAGACUCAUUGGCUAUAAGCUCAGCUCAGAGGGAGAAGAAGCUACUGAAUGAAAUGAUCCAGAACCUUCUGCCAGCUGUGGGUUCCUCUGUCAGGUCCAUCGUUCUGGCCUACAGCUCUACGGUCUCCAGUAAGAUGGUGCGUCAGAUCCUUAGUCUCUGUCCUAAUCUCACCCACCUGGACCUCACUCAGACUGAUGUCACAGACUCCGCCUUUGACAGUUGGUCAUCUCUGGGGGCAUGUCCAUCUCUUGAGCACCUGGACCUAUCCGGCUGUGAGAAGAUCACUGACCACACCCUGAAGAAGCUGUCCAUUUCUCAGAAACGAUCUGACCGGCAAGCCAAGCUUCUGAAGAGCCCGCCUCCCAUUAGUCUGCUGGACGAGCGGAUCCUCCAUUUGAUGGGGGGCAGCAGGCAGGCCCUGAUCUUCAAGCAGCGUACGGGGACACGGUGCAGCAGCCCCUCCAGGGUCUGGGUCCUGGACCCUUCGGAGCUGGCCGACAUCGAGGAUGCAGCAGAGUGGAACCGCCGCGGGGGAGUGUCUACCCCUGAGGGGCGAGGCUUUGUGGCGACGAAGCCAGGAGGUUCGUGUUGCUGCAGGAGGAGUAGGAGGCGGGGCCUCAGGACAAGCUAUAGCACCUCCUACUGGCAGCAGCAGUAUGGGCUUGGGGAGGCCUGCUGUGGCCAUUCAACCUGCUGCACUGGUGAGAUGGCCCUGAGGGCUUGUGGAGGGCUGCAGUGUUUGUCUUACACCACCACGGGCAGUGCAGGGGCAGAGUUUUGGACUAAAUGCUCCUCUGGGGGCCAGCGGUGCCUGGAGCUUUACAACAGAACUGAUCAGUCAGACGCUCGACGCUCGCUGAGAUUCCUCAGCCUCUCUGGAUGUUAUCGGGUUACAGAUCUGGGUUUGAGGGCGCUGUCUCAGCGUGGAGGUCUUCCUUUCCUGGAGCAUCUGAACCUGUCUGGAUGUCUCCUCAUCACUGAGGUUGGGCUACAGGAGCUGGUGUCAGCCUGUCCUGCCCUCAAUGAUGAACACUUCUACUACUGCGACAACAUCAAUGGUCCCCAUGCUGAUACGGCCAGCGGCUGCCAGAACCUGCAGUGUGGCUUCAGGGCCUGCUGCCGCUCUGGAGAGUGACCUUUGACCUAACCUUACUUUCUAUGAACCCCCCCCCCCCCAUCUGCACUUUAAUCCUCACCUGGGAACAUGCCAUUUGUUGUAUUUUGUCACUUCAGAUAGUUUCUACAUGAAAUGUUAAGUAAAAAGUAGAGAACUGGCAAUGUCAGGAAUAUCUAUUUCUUGGAAACACUAAUUUAGAAAAUAAAAUAUAUGGGUGUUGGUUGAAGUAUCUGCAAAUGUAUAUUCUGGUUCCUAAUUUUUGUGGUUUUGAAAAGGUGAUUUGUUUUACACUUGGUAUACGUGAGCACCUAGUACUUGUUUCUGUACAACCGGUAUCCUGUCGUUUCUGACUAGUUCCACCUCUGCUCCUUCUUGCUUGUUUUAGAUCACCAAUUUGCGAUUACUGUAGUCUUACUUGGUUUAUUGAAAAUAGAGUAGUCAGAAACAUCAGAUUAUUCACUGUUGUGAUGUGAGGUCCCUUCAUAGGAAAAUAAGCACCCACUAAAUUAUUUAUUAUUACACACAGCUGACAUUUUAAAAUAUUCAUUUUUGUUGUAAAUAGUGGUGAUUCACGCUGUGGAAGAUGCUGUUGCAGCGUAAUGGGGUUUGUCAGUGACGGUUAAGAAUCUGAGGGUGCUGCACAUUUCACUACCAGAGACCACACACUCACACACAUUCAACAAAGUUUAAAGUGGUAAAUUGGUUGUGGUCUUAACAAUUUAUGUAUAUUAAUAAAACAAAUGUAUGAUAACGCUAUUGAAGAGUUCCUUCAUGUAGUGUGCCCGCUCAUGGUGAAGACUGGUUCUUAUGCUGGCAAGUGGCAACCCAUGUAAGUUAGAACAGGGGUUCCAACACCUUUUCUUGUGUUGCUUUGAGACCCAGGUGUCUUGAGGCGUGACCCACCAUUGAGCGGUGUAAAAACAUACACUGGCCAAAGAAUGAGUGCAACAUUAUUUUGGCAGGAAGGUUUAAAGGUAAUAUCUUGCAAUUCUAUACAUUUUGGGAUGGAGCUGAAACGACAUUUUGCAGUUACGAUAAUUUCCUGCAAUUCUAAGCAUUUUGACAUGGCUAAUUGUGUUCUUAUCCUCUAACAUAACAAAAUCAAUAGGAGCCUGAUUGUCUAGGUUUUAUUUUGUUGAUUGUAAGUUUUUAAAAGAUAGUGGGCUAUUAAAAAAUAUAUAGGUCACCCUGGUGGUCAGUUCACUGGUAGAAUUGUGUCAGAUGGGUACAUGCAUUUCAGGAAUAAAGAGUUAUUGUGG
Messenger RNA from Oncorhynchus kisutch (coho salmon), 3670 nucleotides. RefSeq names its product F-box/LRR-repeat protein 5. Bases 663 to 2429 code for a protein of 588 amino acids. Gene Ontology annotation, biological process: SCF-dependent proteasomal ubiquitin-dependent protein catabolic process; intracellular iron ion homeostasis. The record is from RefSeq and is a predicted model, not a curated record. The transcript has 10 exons. Gene Ontology annotation, molecular function: protein binding. Gene Ontology annotation, cellular component: SCF ubiquitin ligase complex. NCBI's taxonomy places the organism in Eukaryota, Metazoa, Chordata, Actinopteri, Salmoniformes, Salmonidae.